Messenger RNA from Tyto alba (common barn owl), 2407 nucleotides. It is a transcript of the gene HEMK2, whose product is annotated as N-6 adenine-specific DNA methyltransferase 1. The coding region runs from base 44 to 736 and encodes 230 amino acids. Gene Ontology annotation, molecular function: protein methyltransferase activity; S-adenosylmethionine-dependent methyltransferase activity; nucleic acid binding. The transcript is spliced from 6 exons. Gene Ontology annotation, cellular component: eRF1 methyltransferase complex. The record is from RefSeq and is a predicted model, not a curated record. Gene Ontology annotation, biological process: methylation. NCBI's taxonomy places the organism in Eukaryota, Metazoa, Chordata, Aves, Strigiformes, Tytonidae.
GGUGUGGGAUGGCCGCGGCCGCGCAUGCGCAGCGCGGGCCGGGAUGGCGGCGCCGAGGCUGCCUACCCCGCGGUAUCAGCAUGUGGGGCCGCACGGUCCCUUCCGGGAUGUGUACGAGCCGGCCGAGGACACCUUCCUGCUGCUGGAUGCUCUGGAGCAGGACGCGGCCCGCCUAAGGGAAUCUCGAGUCGAGAUCUGCCUUGAAAUAGGAUCUGGAUCUGGUGUGGUUUCAGCAUUUCUAGCAUCUUCCGUUAUUGGAUCCAAUGCAUUAUACAUAUGUACUGAUAUCAACCCACUGGCAGCUUACUGUACACUGGAGACAGCUCUGCUUAACAAUGUUCACCUUCAGCCAGUCAUUACUGACUUGGUCAAAGGACUGUCCCCAAGAUUAAAUGGGAAAGUUGAUCUACUGCUGUUUAAUCCACCAUAUGUGGCAACACCUUCUGAAGAGGUGGAAAGCCACGGAAUAGAGGCAUCGUGGGCUGGUGGCAAAAAGGGAAGAGAAGUGAUGGAUAGAGUUUUUCCAUUAGUACCAGACCUACUUUCACCAGGAGGAUUAUUCUACUUGGUCACAAUUAAAGAAAAUAAUCCAGAUGAAAUUCUGGAAAUGAUGAAGAAACGUGGCUUAGAAGGCAACCGAGUACUUUCCAGGCAAGCAGGACAAGAGAUGCUUACUAUCCUCAAAUUUAGGAAGACUAUCCUUAACCUUCCAGAUACUAGACAUGCAGAAAGUUGAACACAGAGUACUGAAGUUGUCAAAUCAAUUUUUAAGCCAAGAUUUUCACCUUCUUAAGGUGUAUCCUCACUCCCUGAUUACUGCAGUGAAACUGAUCAAGAGUUUGUUUAUUUUUAUUCUGGAUGCUAACCAGCUAUUAUCUGCUGUCAGAGGUACAGCUAUCCUCUGUCUAGCCACAGGACACUUGUGGGGGUACUAUGAAAUACCCUACCUUCUUGCAUUUGCACUUAAGCACUAAAUACUUUUUCCUCUGUAAAUAUUUAUUUGUGUAUUUGUUAUCGUGGCUUAUUACAAUAAUGUACUUACUUGAUUAUAAUUCUUCCUGUUUUAAGAGCUAGUCUAUACCUGUGCUGGGUUUAAAUGAAUACUUGGAAUCAGCAUUACUCAUUUUGAUGUAGUAUCAGGCACAAUUACUGGGUUUGCUAUUACAAGGAAACAGUAUACUUCUGAACAGAAAGCUGGAGCAAGUGUAUCUCAAGAGUCCUCUGAGCUCAAACCACUGAGCCUUUUACUUUAUUUUCUCCUCAGCACUUGGGGGAAAUGGGGAAGUGAGCAGCUGUGUAAUGCUCAGUUGCCCUCUGCACUCAAACCACGACAGUCACCAUUCCCCAGCUUAGAAGACCACUAAAGAGCAACACUGCACUUCAGCAAUUCAAACACAGCUAAUGCAUCCCCCUCUAACUUUUCUGUCAAUUUGUUCUUACGUAGAUAAACAUGAACAAACACAAACACACAGUAGGAGGGUUUAGAGAGAAUAUACAGUCAUGUUAAGGAUGGAACUUUGACAUUUAUACUAUAGACAAGAAAUUCUAGUACUUGAAACUGAGUCUAAAAAGAAAUGCCUUUGGUUGACCAAAGUGUGGCUAGACUUUGCUAAUUCUUACAUUCUGAAUAACUUGUCUAAGGAAUGUCAGAGCUGAGAGACAGAGGAACCGUUAUAUGGCCAUCUGUGAAAUAACAUGUUUCCACAGCUUUCCACUGAAGAAUUUAAGCAAAGUUUUGCUCUCGCAGCUUACCAACCAGUCAAGUCUGAGAAGUCUUAUUUCGAUUUGACUGCUUCCUACUUCUAGAACUUCUUUCACUUGUUGGCAGUUCCUUUGUUAAGCCACACUUUUUUUGUUCAUUUUUCCCUUACAAAACUGUAAGGAGAAGAGAUUUUAUGCUUGGCGAUUUUGGUUUUAUGUAGAAUCAUGGUUUUUGAGGUUAUAAUCAUAGCCGCAGGGCUGUCUGAAUGAACCAAAAUACUGUCAUCCUAGCCCACCUGAGAAGUUUUAUGUUGUUUACCACUUUGGCUAGCAAAGUGAGGUUGCUGAGCAAAAGUCAUAACAUCAAAAGAUGAUCUUAACAUGUAGUCAAAAUAUGUAAUAGAAUCAAACUGCAGGUCUAAUAAAAGGAAGUUUUUAUUAAUAUGUCAAGCUAGAAUUAGUUUUAAAAGAUGUAAUUGAAGAUAAAAAAGGGCACUCACUGGCACAGUAGAUCACAAUGCUCAACAGUGUAUGCAGUUUUAAAUUAUAAAGGAUAGAAUAAUGAAAAUCAGAAGAUCAGAACAGAAAGUGAAAUAAAACAACAUGCUUUCAACAAAAAAAAAAUGGGACUGGACUGUCUUACAAGUGGAUAUUUGGACAAGGAAAUAUAUGCAUCUACCUGAAUAAAUCAAGAGACAAUUCUCCU